This is a messenger RNA of Arthroderma uncinatum, 873 nucleotides long. RefSeq lists its product as uncharacterized. Lineage: Eukaryota; Fungi; Ascomycota; Eurotiomycetes; Onygenales; Arthrodermataceae. Gene Ontology annotation, molecular function: sterol 24-C-methyltransferase activity. The transcript has 2 exons. The coding region runs from base 1 to 873 and encodes 290 amino acids. Gene Ontology annotation, cellular component: endoplasmic reticulum. The record is from RefSeq and is a predicted model, not a curated record. Gene Ontology annotation, biological process: ergosterol biosynthetic process.
AUGAAUGCCAUUGAAUGCGACGAGAAGUCCCUCCGAGCCUACUAUCAAUCGUGGGAGUCCUAUUUUGGAUAUCACAUAAUGCUUGAUGGCGCCCAGCAUUACGGCUACUAUGACGAGGACACUUACUGGCCCGUCCCUAUUGGUGAAAGUCUGGAACGCAUGCAGGCCAAGGUGGCAGGGCUUCUCGCGCUCCCUGUGGGAUCCCAGAUCCUGGAAGCUGGGUGUGGUACUGCUAGGGUUGCGCUCAGCAUAGCGCAGCGGGGGAUGCGCGUGACGGCUAUUGACGCUCUUGAUUACCAUGUGGAAAAAUCGAGGCAAAACGUCGCGCGUGCGAACUUGAAAUCAGGGGAAGUGACGGUUAAGAAGCUAGAUUACCACCAUCUCGAGUCGAUUCCCCGAGAAUCGCACCAUGGGGUAUAUACAGUACAGGCCCUGGGGCACUCGGAUAAUCUGGAGGUGGCAUUGAUGAACUUUUAUCGCAUCUUGAAACCUGGUGGUAGGGUUGUCCUGUUGGAAACUGAACGUCGUCGUAUACACAAAGGGGAGCAAAUAGGGGAUGCCCUUUCUAAAAAAAUGAGACGGGUGAAUGAGUAUGUGGGAUACCCGACCAACGAGAUCUCCAGGGAGGGAUACUUUGAGGAUCUUCUCAAGAAAUCGGGGUUUGUAGAUGUGGAAAUACGGGACUACUCCAAAAACAUCUUACCGAUGCUGCGCAUGUGCUACUUCAUUCUGUUAGUACCAUACUUCUUCGUGGAGUUAUUUGGACUGGAAAGGCUCUUUACUACUAUGUUUGCUAUACAUUGUGGCUAUACUGGACGAGAACGCUGGAGAUUUAUUGCAAUCAGCGCAACAAAACCUCAAGGAUGUGAUUAA